GUUUGUCGGGAGAAGGGAGGUUGUCGGGAGAGGCGCUGAAUAUCGGGAUUCUCCCGCUAAAAACGGGAGGGUUGGCAAGUAUGCUCUAACGCGACGUUUCACAUGAAAGCAUUUGAAUUAGGGAGUGCGAGAAAGAGAGAGCGAGAGAGGGAGAGAGAGCGCUCCUCCUCCUUUUCCUCCGCCUUGUGUCUCUGCUCUCAGCAGCCGAGAAGCGAGUGCCUCUCGGCGGCGUGCUGUCUCCAUCCCUCCGCUCAGCAGGAUGGAAGGUGAGCUGACCAAGCUUUUGUACGUCCACUCGUCGUCACCUUUCACGCCUUUUCCAGUGUCUCUUGGUAACUUCAUUGCUCCUUUAUAUUGAACAGACAGACAUUUUUAAGGGGGGGGGGGUGGGAAAGAACAAAACAUCACAUAGACUGACGGAACUAAACUGCUGUGGAAGAGGGUCGCCUUUUAUUGGAUGGAUGAUUUCCAGUCGUUGGUGAAUGAGCUAAGGUCAAGCUGGUUGUGAAGGUGCAGGACUUGUUCCCCCCUACGCCCCAGGCCGGAGACAGUAUGGCGGCGGGAGUGGCGGCAUGGCUUCCUUUCGCCCGGGCGGCGGCCAUUGGCUGGAUGCCUGUGGCUAAUCUACCUAUGCCCAUGGCACCAGCUGAGAAGAACAAACGUCAGGAUGAGUUAAUCAUUCUGAAUGUCAGUGGACGGCGCUUCCAAACCUGGAGGAAUACGUUAGACCGCUAUCCAGACACCCUAUUAGGCAGUUCCGAGAAGGAGUUCUUCUACAACGAAGAGACAAAAGAGUACUUCUUUGACCGGGAUCCAGAUAUGUUUCGUAGCGUACUUAACUUCUACCGCACGGGCAAGCUCCACUAUCCUCGCAAUGAAUGCAUCUCCUCCUAUGAUGAAGAGCUGUCUUUCUUUGGCAUUGUCGCGGAGAUCAUUGGUGACUGCUGCUACGAAGAGUACAAGGAUAGAAAGAGGGAAAAUGCAGAGCGUCUGAUGGAUGACCAGGAGGACAAUAAGGAUGCUAAGCUGCCCAACAUGACCUUCAGGGAGACAAUGUGGCGGGCUUUUGAGAACCCUCACACGUCCACAAUGGCCCUAGUCUUCUAUUACGUUACUGGCUUUUUCAUCGCCAUCUCUGUUAUCACUAAUGUGGUAGAGACGGUUCCCUGCGGCUCGGUACCCAACCAUAAGGAAGUGCCAUGCGGCGAGCGCUACACCGUGGCCUUCUUCUGCAUGGACACGGCCUGCGUCAUGAUCUUCACUGUGGAAUACCUGAUGCGCUUAUUUGCUGCACCAAGCCGCUACCGCUUCAUGAGGUCUGUCAUGAGCAUCAUAGAUGUGGUGGCCAUCUUGCCCUACUACAUCGGCCUGGUGAUGACUGACAACGAGGACGUGAGCGGCGCCUUUGUGACGCUCCGAGUUUUCCGUGUGUUUCGUAUCUUUAAGUUCUCCCGUCACUCUCAGGGCCUUCGCAUUCUAGGCUACACUCUGAAAAGCUGUGCCUCAGAGCUGGGCUUCCUGCUCUUCUCCCUUACGAUGGCCAUAAUUAUAUUUGCCACCGUCAUGUUCUACGCAGAGAAGGGCUCAAGCUCCAGUAAAUUCACCAGUAUCCCAGCCUCCUUCUGGUACACCAUCGUUACUAUGACAACCCUCGGGUAUGGAGACAUGGUUCCUAAAACCAUUGCAGGAAAGAUCUUUGGCUCAAUCUGCUCUCUGAGUGGGGUGCUGGUAAUCGCCCUGCCUGUUCCUGUCAUCGUGUCCAACUUUAGCCGCAUCUAUCACCAGAACCAGAGAGCAGACAAACGGCGGGCGCAGAAAGUACAGAAAGCCCGCUUGGCCAGGAUACGAAUUUCUAAGACAGGGAGCUCCAGUGCCUUCCUCCACAACAAGCGGAAUGGCCUCUUCAAUGAAGCUUUGGAGCUCACGCAACUUCCGUACAAGAUGAACCUUUCAGAUCAGGGUUCUAUUGAGGACGAGCAACAGAUAAAUAAGUCCACCUCUCUGUUGGAGAGCCAGCGCCAUCACCUGCUGCACUGUCUGGAGAAAACCACUAACCAUGAGUUUGUGGAUCAUCAGUAUUACCAGCAGAGCUACAUGGAUGCUGGGCUGCAAAAUUACCCAUCUCGGAGCCCCUCCCUCUCCAGCCAAGAGGGUGUGACGGGCACGUGUUGCACCCGUCGCAGCAAAAAGCACCACAGCCCUUUGGCGAACGCCAGCGCCCCGGCACUCAUGCAGCCUUUGACGCAUGCACACCAACAAGGCCUGCAGGAGCUCAGCACCAUCCACAUUCAGCCCCUCAGCACCAGCCGCUCCAGUCUGAACAUGCGCCUGGACGAGCAAGCGCCCCUCAACUGCCAGGGCAGCCAGAUCACCACAGCCAUCAUCAGCAUCCCCACGCCACCUGUCACCACACCUGAGGGCGACGCCCACCUGCCAGCAGGCCCCGCCCACCAGAACGUUGUGAAGGUGUCCGCCUUGUGAACGUGACGUCGUGACAAGACAGUUGAAGACUUGACUGUGACAGGCAAAAGGCGGACAUGAUGUUGGACGAGGAAGACAUGGUGGGGACUGACCUCUGCUGGCCAUGUGCUGUAACUACAUGAACUUCCUGUACAGAAGAGGGAUUAGAUGCAGUACAUCCAUGUUAAUAGGUGUGUGUGUGUGUGUGUGUGUGUGUGUGUGUGUGUGUGUGUGUGUGUGUGUGUGUGUGUGUGUGUGUGUGUGUGUGUGUGUGUGUGUGUGUGUGUGUGUGUGUGUGUGUGUGUGUGUGUGUGUGUGUGUGUGUGUGUGUGUGUGUGUGUGUGUGUGUGUGUGUGUGUGUGUGUGUGUCGCUGAGCACAAAGCACCUUUUCAUGAUUUAGUUUUACUCUUAGAAAAAAAGAGGAUUUGAGUGGAAAAAGACAAAAAAACCUAUCAUGUGGGUAUAUGAGCAGGAGAUGAGUUUCACAUUUGUAAAUGAGCGUGUGCAUCUCCUAGUUAGAAGACUCGUGCUGUUGUGCGUGGAAAGUACGUGCCUAUCAUGGAGCGUGUGGGAAUGUAGUCUCAGUCGAUUGGAAAAGUCUUCUGGAAGUCUAUCUAAUGCUCUGUGUUUGCUAUAGUUGACUAGCUGCCACUCCUGUGGGUUCAAAGUAUUACAUUUCUGUCCAAAAUCCUCAGCUCGGAGCCUUUUUAUACAAAUUUUGCCAGUUCUGUCAGGGUGGAAACGUUGGUUUGUGUUGAUGGGUGUGAAUAUUGUUCUGUGGCCCUCGGGCUUUAAUACAGUGGUUCUUAACCUGGGUUCGAUGGAACCCUAGGGGUUCGGUGAGUCGGGCUCAGGGGUUCGGCGGAGGUCAAAACACACCCGACUCAUUACGGAUACGGCAACAGCUGACUGAUUUGCAGGUGUGUAAUUUGUUGUGAGUUUAUGCACUGUGUUGGUUUUGUUGUUUGAACAAGGUGAUGUUCAUGCACGGUUCAUUUUGUGCACCAGUAAAAAAAACAUGGAAACACUUUAGUAUGGGGAACAUAUUCACCAUUCAUUAGUUGCUUAUUAACAUGCAAAUUAGUAACAUAUUGGCUCUUAACUAGUCAUUAUUAAGUACUUAUUAAUGCCUUAUUAGGCAUGACCCUAACCCUACCCAAAUAACUCUAAAUUAAGUCUUUAUUACUUAGAAUAUGUUCCCCUAGUGUCCAAAUAACUCUAAAUUAAGUCUUUGUUACUUAGAAUGUUCCCCAUACUAAAGUGUUACCAAAAACAUAUAACUUUGUCUUGAAUUUGAAGAGAAAACAUU
Entelurus aequoreus (snake pipefish) is the source of this 3770-nucleotide messenger RNA. RefSeq names its product potassium voltage-gated channel subfamily D member 3-like. Gene Ontology annotation, biological process: protein homooligomerization; potassium ion export across plasma membrane. The record is from RefSeq and is a predicted model, not a curated record. Gene Ontology annotation, cellular component: voltage-gated potassium channel complex; neuronal cell body; membrane. The coding region runs from base 553 to 2481 and encodes 642 amino acids. The transcript has 8 exons. Gene Ontology annotation, molecular function: protein binding; A-type (transient outward) potassium channel activity. Lineage: Eukaryota; Metazoa; Chordata; Actinopteri; Syngnathiformes; Syngnathidae.